Messenger RNA from Paraglomus occultum, 358 nucleotides. Lineage: Eukaryota; Fungi; Glomeromycota; Glomeromycetes; Paraglomerales; Paraglomeraceae. The record is from the annotation of a GenBank genome assembly.
AUGUUUCGAAUCCAAUGCACCACACUCUUGCGACACGUAAAAUUACCUCGCCAGCACAUUUUUCAUGCUCGCGCCCUCAGCAUAACGACUACGCGUUUCUCCAACUUUGAUGGUCUUGUCCUGGGUGUAUACAAAGAUGGAUCGUUGAGCGAGGCGUCAGCGAACGACAUCCCUAGCGCAACUAAGGAAGCGAUACAGAACCAGUUAAAGCUAUCAAAAACAAAAGGAAAGUUUGGCGAAGUUAGAACAUUGUAUGGAUUAGAAGGUCUUGCCGACCAAGUUGCGCUUGUGUCAUUGAAGGAAAAAGACGAUAAACAAGAACUCAGUAAGGCUUUGGAAAAAGCUAGAAAGGCUGUUA